AUGUGGUUUGCAUUUGUCCCUGGUGUAUUGGCCACAGGCUCAACAACACCACUCCCUGAUAUCCCAUUCCAGGCUUUUAGUCAAUUCAUUUUGACAACAUUUAACCCUGAAAUCUCACUUGAAACUGUUCUGCUUGUCUUUUUCUCUUUAGUGGAAAACCCAGACUUGCUUAAUUUACAUGCUUGUCAGAAACAUCCAAAAGUCCUAAAUGAAAAGAAAAUUAUUGCAUCAAGUUGGAUGAAAUCACUGGGCCGCGCAUUAAAUGAACGACUUGAUUCAGAUCUCUCAAUGCUUUUUCAAUUGAAUGAAUUUGUGCAAAAUUCAUGGGAAACUGCACUGGCUCUUAACCUUGAUGCAUUUUCAGAGCUUCUUGGACUCACACCUUAUAAACAAGGUAUUUUCAAUAAAAAGUUGCAGAAACAUUCUGUUAGAGAUGUGGCUUCAACUUCAAAUACUACAUUUGAAACUCAACCUAAUAUUGCUAUUGAUGACCUGACUCAGCAUGCCUUUGCUGUUCUUGUGCGGGAUACAGAGCGUAUUCCAGAUACACUUGAUGUUAAUAUGUUGACUUUGGAUGGUGUUGUUAUGGGUCCACAGAUUUGUGCUUUUGACAAUUGCACUAAUGACCUUCUUAAUGCUCAUGGUGGUGCACUCUGUGCAACACAUGAAGCUUUACUUGCAAAUAAAUGUCGCAUGGUUGGCUGUUCUAAUGAUAAAAUACAAGGAACACAAGCUUGUAAAGAACAUGUGGCUGACUGGAAGAAAAGUGUUCAAGAUCGCAGUAAAGCUACUAUUAAUGGUAUUCGACCUGUUCUUCAACAUCCUGGUGAACGUCAAGAAUGGCAAAAUAUUCCUGAUGCUGCUAUUCAACAGCCACAUGAUGAUGAGGUUGAUGCAAAUGAGGCUGAAAAUCCUCAACCAUCCAUAAAGCAAAAGAUGUACUUCUCACCUAAUCUUUCAUAUUGUGUUGAAACAGCAUGUGCACCAUGUGGAGUUGUCAUUGCAUGGACCAAAUUUCCAAAAUCUGAAUCUCCAACUAAUAUUUUUAAUUGGCUUGAUGAAAUAUUUCCUAACAAGGAGGAUCGACCUGCUUAUAUAUGCAUUGAUAAAGCAUGUCAAGUCUUCAAGACAGCUGUUGAAAGUACAUCAAAAAACUUCAAUUGGUUUAUACAUACUAUGCUCAUUUACCAUGUCAAGCAUGUCCUUGCCAAAAUGGCAUCUAUGAAGGGUGAUGGAUCAACAGAUGAAGAAAACAGUGAUGAGGAAAGCAGUAAUGAAGAAAGCAGUGAUGAGGAGGGCAGUGAUGAGAAAAGCAGUGACAAGGACAGCAAUGAGGAAGAAAGCAAUGAGGAAAGUGAUUCUACAAAUAGCAGUGAUCAUGGUAUGCAUCUUUCAGAUUAA
Messenger RNA from Laccaria bicolor S238N-H82, 1401 nucleotides. RefSeq lists its product as uncharacterized. NCBI's taxonomy places the organism in Eukaryota, Fungi, Basidiomycota, Agaricomycetes, Agaricales, Hydnangiaceae. The transcript is spliced from 4 exons. Bases 1 to 1401 code for a protein of 466 amino acids. The record is from RefSeq and is a predicted model, not a curated record.